Chrysemys picta bellii (western painted turtle) is the source of this 2480-nucleotide messenger RNA. RefSeq names its product doublesex and mab-3 related transcription factor 1 (gene DMRT1). Gene Ontology annotation, biological process: regulation of transcription by RNA polymerase II; sex differentiation; germ cell development. NCBI's taxonomy places the organism in Eukaryota, Metazoa, Chordata, Testudines, Emydidae. Gene Ontology annotation, cellular component: nucleus. The record is from RefSeq and is a predicted model, not a curated record. Gene Ontology annotation, molecular function: RNA polymerase II cis-regulatory region sequence-specific DNA binding; DNA-binding transcription factor activity, RNA polymerase II-specific.
UCCAAAAAGUAUCCAGCGUUCUGAAAAAAGUAGCGAAUGUUCCAAACCUGCUGCAGCCCGCCCGCCAAAACUCAGCCAGCACAGGGGGCACGGGCUGGUGUGGUCAGUGUUACUCUCUCUGCUGUUGCAGCAGCAACCGCAGCUUCCAACUGGGCAAAGGGUGGGGGCAGCUGUCUUAUUUGGGUCUCAUCGCAGCGACUACUUCUGUUGCAGCGGAAAUUGGCUAAUACUUGUUAGCCGAACCUCUCUUCUCCCAGCCACCCCCCACUCCCUGAAACAUUAGCUCCUUCCCCCGUCCCCCAAUUGUGCAGGCGAACCAACCGGUCAGAGACGAUGCCCAAUGACUCAUUCAACAAGCCCUCGGCUUCUUCGGACCAUCAUGCCCAGGGGGGUAAGAUGGGCAGCUUUGGGAAAGCCGCCGUUCUGAUGGCUGCUACUACUCCUGCCGCAGGUGGAGGGGGUGCCGGGGUCUUAGCUCAAGCCACCACCGCCUCGGGAAAGAAGUCUCCCCGUCUCCCCAAGUGUGCCCGGUGCAGGAACCACGGCUACUCCUCGCCACUGAAAGGGCACAAGAGGUUCUGCAUGUGGAGGGACUGUCAGUGUAAAAAGUGCAGCCUGAUCGCAGAGCGGCAGCGGGUGAUGGCAGCACAGGUUGCAUUGAGAAGGCAGCAGGCCCAAGAAGAAGAGCUGGGGAUCAGCCAUCCCAUCCCUCUGCCCAGUGCCCCAGAGCUCUUUGUUAAGAAGGAAAACAAUGGUGGCAGCUCCUGUUUAUUGUUGGAAAGCAGCAGCCCAACACAUUCAACAAACACAGCAACUACAGCAUCCACCACCCCAUCAGAGGGACGGAUGCUCAUUCAGGACAUUCCUUCCAUCACCAGCAGAGGGCAUCUGGAGAGCACAUCUGACUUGGUUGUGGACUCCACCUACUACAGCAGUUUUUACCAGCCAUCCCUGUAUCCUUACUACAACAACCUUUACAACUACUCCCCAUACCAGAUGGCAGUGGCCAGUGACUCCUCCUCUAGUGAUAUGGGAGGCACACUAGUAGGGUCCCCUGUGAAAAACAGCCUGCGAAGCCUCCCAGCCACAUAUAUGUCAAGCCAAUCAGGAAACCAAUGGCAGAUGAAAAGCACAGAGAGCCGACAUGCCAUGAGCUCCCAGUACAGGAUGCACUCGUACUACCCUCCUGCCUCCUACCUGGGCCAGAGUGUUAGCACGCCUGCUUGUGUUCCGCAGAUCUUCACUUUCGAGGACAGCCCCUCAUACUCAGAGUCUAAAGCAAGCGUAUUUUCACCACCCAGCAGUCAAGAUUCUGGCUUAAUUUCCCUUUCCAGCAGCUCUCCUAUCAGCAAUGAAAGCACCAAAGGAGUACUGGAGUGUGAGUCUGCCUCUGAGUCUGGCACCUUCACUGUUAAUUCUGUCAUAGAAGAUGGCGAAUAAGCAAAAUUCAGCCCCACAUCUCUACUUUAUUCAGGAGAUCAAGUGCAUUCUGUUAUAAUGUUGUUUGUUUGCCUGUUUUGCAUUGACUGAUGCUGAAGUAACCAUUGAAAAAAAAAUGUUUGGUUUAUUCUUUUCAGACUUGUAUUAUAAUGACCAAAGACUUACAUUCCUAUAACAGUUUAGGGACCAGAGCUUCACCGACUGCAGUGCAGGUUAGGUAUUUUACGCUCGGUGUUAAUGCAGUAAUUCUCCUUACUAAAUCUACACUCAGUAAACUAUUCUUUAGUAAAGUCCUGGAUUGUGGCAUGAAUAAAAUAUAAUCAAAGUUCAGAUGAAAUGUUAGAACCCUUGGGGGUUUUGGUUCCAGUUUGCAUACACAAGAAUGCUAUAAUGUAAAACAGGUCAACUAAAUCCCUAACCAGUGACUGAAAGCAAGAUGAAUAGACACAGCCUUUUUUUUUUUUUUGGUAGAAAUUACUUUAAUUUGCUAAGAUACAAAGUAAAGUUACAAAAUAUUUUGCAUCAACUCUCCCUCCCCCCGCGGAAAAAAAAAACAGUUUGCGUUCAUGGACUGUCAAUUACAGAACCGAUUCAAAAUAAAGAAUCCUAAAGAGAAGUGAUAGUAGUUCUCUUAAGAAACUGACCACUUUUUCUGGGUGUUUUUUUUGUUUUGUUUUUGGGGGUUUUUUUUAGAAGUAGCAAGAGAGGAUGACUGAUAAAUCAUUUUUUAAAAAAUAAUCUUUUAUGAAGCAUUCUUGGAAGUUCUUUAUAGGAUAAUGCUACUAUACACUUACUAAUGGCAUAAAAUUAACAUUUUGCAUAUUACAGUUGAGUAUAUUCCAUUAGCUUGCAAUCUAAAUUGCAAGUAAAUGUCUUUUUAAAAGUUACUACGGAUUUGUUUGUUUAUUUUGUUAAAAAUUGCUUAUGGUGUACUCGCCUUGUGUUACAGAAGCCAACCUGAAAUGAAACUAGUCUAGAAAAAUUCAUUGUUCUCUGUAGUUGCAGCUGUACCUGAAAUAAAAAUGUUAUUGAUGACUGAA